AUGGAUUUGAAUGAUUUGUUGGGUAGUGUUGUGUUUACAGUGCCGGCAACAUCUUCUGCAGCGCCUGCCCCGAGUGAAGGUGAGCAACUUGCACAGAAGGAGGCCGAGGAGCAGGCACGCAAGGGAGCUGAGCAACAGGCGCAGAGGGAGGCUGAGGAGAAGGCCCGCAAGGAAGCGGAGGCGCAGGCCCAGAAGGAGGCCGAGGAGAAGGCCCGCAAGGAGGCUGAGGACAAGGCCCGCAAGGAAGCGGAGGCACUAGCGCAGAAGGAGGCUGAGGAGAAGGCCCGCAAGGACGCGGAGGCGCGGGAACAGAAGGAGGCCGAGGAGAAGGCCCGAAAGGAGACAGAGGAGAAGGCCCGCAAGGAAGCGGAGGCACUAGCGCAGAAGGAGGCCGAGGAGAAGGCCCAAAAGGAAGCGGAGGUGCAGGCGCAGAAGGAGGCCGAGGAGAAGGCCCGCAAGGAGGCUGAGGACAAAGCCCGCAAGGAAGCGGAGGAACAAGCCCAGAAGGAGGCCGAGGAGAAGGCCCGAAAGGAGGCCGAGGAGAAGGCCCGCAAGGAAGCGGAGGCGCAGGCCCAGAAGGAGGCCGAGGAGAAGGCCCGCAAGGAAGCGGAGGAACUGGCACAGAAGGAGGCCGAGGAGAAGGCCCGCAAGGAAGCGGAGGCGCUGGCCCAGAAGGAGGCCGAGGAGAAGGCCCGCAAGGAAGCGGAGGAACUGGCCCAGAAGGAGGCCGAGGAGAAGGCCCGCAAGGAGGCAGAGGAGAAGGCCCGCAGGGAAGCGGAGGAACUAGCACAGAAGGAGGCCGAGGAGAAGGCCCGCCAGGAGGUGGAGGAGGCGGCUCGAAAACAGGCGGAGGCGCAGGCGCAGGAGGCAGACAAAGUGGUUGAAGACGACCUCUUCGCUGCACUCGAAACGCCGGCAGCAGAGAAAGCCGACACGGGCAGCAGUGAUGCCUUGGUGAAGAAGGACGACGGAAUGGCUGAUCUUCUGGGUUAA
Symbiodinium natans is the source of this 993-nucleotide messenger RNA. Lineage: Eukaryota; Dinophyceae; Suessiales; Symbiodiniaceae. The record is from the annotation of a GenBank genome assembly.